AUGGAAAAACAGUUGAAGUCCAGUCACUAUACAAAUUGUCAACUCCAAGAUGUUUUAAAACAGAACAAAUCAACUUUAAAAGAUUGCAAUACUGGUGUCCAAGAGAAGUUUAGAAAUGUGUUUUGUAAUUUUCCUCUUAGGAACCUUUCUGAUGUUGUGGAAAUGGAAGAAAAAUUAAAAGAUUCAGCAUCAUAUCAUUUAAUGAAAACCAGAUUACGGCAAUGUGAGUGUUCUGCUAACUUAAGUGAUUCAGUUACAUCAAUGCUUCAAACCCUUUUCACUGAUGAAUGGGCAACGCACUAUAAUUUUGACAGUAAAAAUAACUUGAAAAAUCCUUUUAAAGAGUCAACCAUUUACCAUAUAAUAAUUGAUGUAACAUUGACUUUUCAUAAAAAUGGAACAGAGCACAAUGUCAAGAUUAGAAUAAGAAUUUGAUUAGGAUAGGCAUCCACACGAAUAUCCAACAGGGAACUUAAGAAAAAUAAAAAUAGUUUUAAUUGUAGACAAUAAUUUUAUACAUAUUAUAUUU
Myzus persicae (green peach aphid) is the source of this 529-nucleotide messenger RNA. RefSeq lists its product as uncharacterized. Bases 1 to 435 code for a protein of 144 amino acids. The record is from RefSeq and is a predicted model, not a curated record. The transcript has 3 exons. NCBI's taxonomy places the organism in Eukaryota, Metazoa, Arthropoda, Insecta, Hemiptera, Aphididae.